AUGAAUAAUAAUAAUAUGAACCCAUCUCUCUUCCAAAAUUACACUUGGAACAACAUCAUCAUCAACAACAACAACAAGAAUGAUCAUCAUCAUCAUAACGAUCCAAUCGGUAUGGCCAUGGACCAACACACCCACCUCCACAUGUUCAAUCCUUUCACUUCUUCUUCUUCUUCUUCUUCUUCUUCUUCUCAUUUCCCUCCUCUCUCUUCUUCCCUCACAACCACUCUUCUGUCCGAUGAUCAAGAAGAAGACGAAGACGAAGAUGAGCCUCUAGAGGAACUCAGUGCUAUGAAAGAGAUGAUGUACAAGAUCGCAGCCAUGCAGCCCGUCGACAUCGAUCCGGCUACCGUUAUGAAACCCAAACGCCGUAACGUUAGAAUCUCCGACGACCCUCAGAGCGUGGCGGCGAGACACCGCCGUGAGAGAAUCAGCGAGAGGAUCAGAAUCCUUCAGAGACUCGUGCCAGGUGGCACCAAGAUGGAUACAGCUUCAAUGCUCGACGAAGCCAUACGCUACGUCAAGUUCUUGAAACGGCAGAUCCGGCUACUCAAUAAUCUUCCUCCUCCGCCGCAAUACCAAGCUUCUCAAGCGAUGACGUCAUGGGUUUCGCCACCACCCCCAGAUUUCGGUGGAGGAGGAGGAGGAGAAAAAUUGAAUUAA
This is a messenger RNA of Eutrema salsugineum, 660 nucleotides long. RefSeq names its product transcription factor HEC3. Gene Ontology annotation, biological process: regulation of DNA-templated transcription. The record is from RefSeq and is a predicted model, not a curated record. Gene Ontology annotation, molecular function: DNA-binding transcription factor activity; protein dimerization activity. NCBI's taxonomy places the organism in Eukaryota, Viridiplantae, Streptophyta, Magnoliopsida, Brassicales, Brassicaceae. The transcript has a single exon. The coding region runs from base 1 to 660 and encodes 219 amino acids.